Molecule: messenger RNA, 2728 nt
Organism: Tribolium madens (black flour beetle)
Lineage: Eukaryota; Metazoa; Arthropoda; Insecta; Coleoptera; Tenebrionidae
Product: N-acetylneuraminate 9-O-acetyltransferase
Exons: 7
Coding region: 208-2598 (796 amino acids)
Source: RefSeq, a predicted model, not a curated record
UUGAAAAUCAAUAUGGCAGUCGAUUUACUGACAUUUUGUUUUCCCACCUGAAAAACCUGAAACAUUCUUUCAGUUUAAACUAGUCAUAUCAGAUAAUUGAUAAUUAAGUUUCAAGAGACAUUUGCGAUAAGCCCAACGGUUCUAUUUAACGCAUCCGUUAAAACAAUUCUCAUGUGACUUAACGAUGUAGGAAUUAUUGGAAUUAUUAUGACCAGUGACAAAUCUCGGAUUGAGAAAAUAAUUGACCAGAUUAAUGCAAGUAACGCCAAAAAAAUCGCUCUUCUUUUAGUGGUUGGUUUUGUGUGUUAUCAUGGAAUUCUCCACAUCAGAUAUGGCACCAACUCCUGCAAGUGGUUGCUGUCAGAUGGUCGCUACAAGGGGGACCAGGAGUGGCAACCCUACGGUUGCAUGCUCCACAGGUACACUAAGAUCGAUACGAGAAAAUGUUUACGUUACAUAGCAUUCUAUGGUACUAGUAGCCACUUUGUGUUUAUUGGUGAUAAGAGAAUGCAAGAUUUGUACGUAACUUUCGUAAAUCACCUAAUCCAGGAUGAAGAACGGUUUUUGCGACCGCCAAAAGACAUUGCAAAGAACCUGACACAUGUCGAUAACACACUGAAGCUAAAGGCUGAAUUUUUUGGAAUGCCUUUUAUUUCAAAAGCGAUGAUUGAUAAAUUUAGACAGUGGCAAUUGUCUAAACAACCCCCAUCUGUGAUAGUAGCUGGAUGCGCAUUGGAAGCCAUUCGAAUAUCAAAUGCAUCACUGACUAUGGUUGAAGAAUAUAAAAUGAAUUUAACAAGACUUGUGCAACCGAUUCAUAAUCUUCACAAAAAGAAAACUAGAGUUUUAUGGGCGUUACAGGAACCUGUAAAUUCUGAAAAACUCACACUUGAAUUACAGAUAAUCAAAAAUGAAAUUAUCAACUUGUACAAUAAAGCCGCCAUGGAGAUGUUGCAUUACUCUGAAGCUGAAAUAUGGCGUAGUAUCAGAUUAGUGGGUGAGGGAAUGAUGUCCAUGAGCCCCGAUGGGGUAUCUCUACCGCAACGCCCUCUACAAUAUGACAUACAAAUUCUUCUAAACAUGUAUUGUAAUGAUUACAUGAAUUUUAAUGACGGGACGUGUUGCAGUUCGACUGAGUCCUAUACAACGUUGCAAAUAGUCACAUUUGCCAUUCUUGGUAUUUGCGCAACUGUGGCCCUCGCGAUGAUAUGUUCCCGCCUCGUAAUGCAAUGGCGCGGUCGUCCCAUCCACGAAUACAGUCAAUUGCCCGAAAACGAGCACCAGCCCUCGCCCACCCCCGGUAGCUACUACAACCUAUUCAUCAGCCUCGCCAAAAUGGCCCUCAUCAUGUCGUACUUUUUCGUCUGUGACCGCACGAAUUUCUUCAUGAAAGAAAAUAAAUACUAUUCCGAAUUCAGCUUUUGGCUUCCGAUCGGUUACGUUACGGUAUUAGGCCUAUUCUUCACUGAAGACAGUAAAUACACCAAAGUGUUACAUCGUGAUCAGUUAAACGAAUGGAAAGGCUGGAUGCAACUAGUCAUUUUAGUGUACCACAUCACGGGAGCAAGUCGCAUCUUGCCCAUAAAUAUGCACAUUAAAGUGUUAAUUUCGUCGUAUUUAUUUUUAUUAGGGUAUGAACAGUUUUGUUGCGUGUGGCAACGAGGUGAUAUAGGCAUAGUUAGUUUUUUCCGGGUGCUUUUUCAGCUAAAUUUCAUGACGGUGACUUUGUGUCUUUGCAUGAAUCGCCCGUAUCAGUUCUAUUAUUUCGUACCUUUGCUGUCUUUUUGGUACUUGAUGACGUACUGUUUUCUGGCGUUUCCGCCCCACAUCACAGCACAAACCUCCGAAAAUAACGUAAUGCAAUAUUUUUAUUUGUUGAUUAAAUUUAUUGUAUUUUUCACCGUUAUUACGAUUCUUUUUAUGUCGGAAGUUUUUUUCGAGAAGGUUUUUGUAACCCGGCCUUGGAAGGCCCUCUUUGUGACCACCGAUGAUGACAUCCGGGAAUGGUGGUUUCGGUGGAAACUCGACAGGUAUACCAUCAUAUACGGUAUGGGUUUCGCCGUAAUACUGCUUUUGGCCCAACGCUACAAUAUUUACGACGACAACAAUCACAAUAACUUAUUUUCGAGAGGUUUAGCACUGACUGGUAUUCUGGUAGCAAUCGCGGGUAUCGGCUGUUAUUUAUCGAUAACAUUUCUGUGUUCGAACGAACUAGAGUGUAGCGAAAUUCACUCCUAUAUUGUCUUCAUCCCAAUUGUGGGAUACAUUGUUUUGAGGAACAUUUCUGGAGUCUUGCGGACUAGAUAUUCGAGUUUGUUUGCGUGGUUUGGGGAGAUCUCUUUGGAGCUUUUUAUUAGUCAGUAUCAUAUCUGGCUCGCAGCUGAUACCCAUGGUGUUUUAGUACUUAUUCCAGGUUAUCCCGUUUUGAAUGUAAUGAUUACGUCGUUUAUUUUUGUGUGUGCUUCGCACGAGGUGCACCGCUUAACCAAAGUACUGCUCCCGUAUGCCGUUCCAUUAGAUUGGAAGUGUGUUUUGCGGAACUUUAUCUUGUUUUUGGCAAUAUUAGUACCGAUAGGGAUCAAUGAUGGCAUGUUUUAGGCUAUAAUCGGAAUUAAAAACGAACCCUUCAUUUAUUUUUGGAAAACGCACAUUUGGAAUGUACAUAGGUUUUUAUAUUAAUAACAUAUUGAAUGUAGAAUUUUCGAAAAUAAAGAUGUUUUUUUUGUAA